This is a messenger RNA of Saccostrea cuccullata (small rock oyster), 2208 nucleotides long. RefSeq lists its product as uncharacterized. Gene Ontology annotation, cellular component: cytoplasm. Gene Ontology annotation, biological process: sulfation. Gene Ontology annotation, molecular function: sulfotransferase activity. NCBI's taxonomy places the organism in Eukaryota, Metazoa, Mollusca, Bivalvia, Ostreida, Ostreidae. The coding region runs from base 154 to 2145 and encodes 663 amino acids. The transcript is spliced from 11 exons. The record is from RefSeq and is a predicted model, not a curated record.
ACAUCGAACCAGAACUAUAGCUAACAAAUUAGUUUAAUUAAUUUCCCUCAAUUUAAACCUUUUAAGUGUCUUUCAGUGUUAAAUAGACAUCGAUUGCUUCUAACAGGACACCUGCAAUAUAAAGAAUAAAGACUUUAUUGCUACCCUCUGUGUAUGAAGGGAAACUGUUUAAAGUCAGAUCUACGCUUCCAUAACUUUGACCGAUCCGCAGACCUCCGUAGGUACUCCAAGCUUUGUAAAACUGGAGCUUGGAUAAAUAUUUUUUGGUUAUUCCUUAUCACUGAUUUAUCUACUACUUUUAUCAUGAAUGAUCAAAGUGCAGAUGUAAUGGAAACACGGUAUGAAACAACAGUUUCCGAAGAAGAUAUCAUUAAAGUCAGCGACAGCCAUGGAAACGUUAUGGAAUUUUUGGAAUGUGGCGGACAAUGCAUCAGUGCUAGAGGGGUAAAACUGGGAAGGUUUCCCAACCCCAAAACCAAUUUCCCGAGAUUGAAAGAGAUGGAUAUCAAACCAGAAGACUGUUUUCUGUGUGCUUAUCCAAAAGCAGGAACACAUUGGACUUGGGAAAUCAUGAGUAUGAUUAUUCAGCAAAGCGCAGAAUACCAUCCACUGAAGAAGGAAACCCACAUGAUAGAAUUCAACACCCCGGAAGUGCUGGAGUCCGUGACGUCACCACGAGUGUUUAACACCCACCUACGACCAAAUAAUAUGCCUCAGCAAUUUUUUCAGAAACGCUGCAAGACAGUUUUUGUUCAACGCAAUCCCAAAGACGUAGCAGUGUCGUUUUAUUAUCAUUGUAUCCAAACGACAAAAUUUCCCGGCACUUUCAUUCAGUUUAUGGACUUUCUCAUGGAAAAACACGGGCCAAUGUAUCACUGUGCAUGGCCUCUCUAUACAUUAGAAUGGGAAAAGUACUUUAAAGAACAUCCGGACCACCCUGUACAUUUCAUCAUGUAUGAAGAUUUGCAACAGGAUCCAGUCAGUGAAAUAAAGCGUUUGAGUUCCUUUUUGGAAAAAACAUGUGAUGAUCAACUAGCCAAUCAGAUCGCUGAAAAAUGUUCUUUUCAAAACUUAAAGACUGCGUCCGCCACAAUCAAAGGGGGAAACAGCAACUCGCAUGGGAUGACAAUGUAUAGAAAAGGGAAAGUGGGAGACUGGAAAAACCACUUUACUGUUGCCCUGAACGAAGAGUUUGACCAAUAUCUAAAACAACAUAAGAUAGAUUCUGUAUAUAGAUAUGAAAUUUAUGACACAACGGUGUCCGAGGAGGACGUCACCAAAGUCGCAGACGAUCAUGGAAACGUAAUGGAGUUGAUAGAAUCUGGAGGACUGUGCCUUAAUGCAAAGAGUGUUCAAAAGGGGAAGUAUCCAAACCCAAAGACCAAUUUUCCAAGACUUAAAGAAAUGAACGUCAGUUCGGACGACUUUUUCUUGUGUGCUUAUCCUAAGGCAGGUACUCACUGGACAUGGGAAAUUAUGAAUAUGCUUCUACAACAAAAUGCCGAAUACCACCUUAAAGAAAAGGAAAGCUACAUGCUGGAAUUCCACACUCCGGAAGUGCUAGAGUGCAUUGCCUCACCUCGGGUGUUUAACACACAUUUUUGCCCCAGUAGUCUUCCAAAACAAAUGUUACAGAAACGUUGUAAGGUUGUUUUUGUCCAGCGCAAUCCAAAAGACGUGGCAGUGUCGUUUUACCAUCAUACCGUUGAGAAAAUUGACUUCCAUGGUACCUUCAAGCAGUAUAUGGAUUUUUUCAUGGAGAAACACGGAGCAAUGUAUUUCUGCGCCUGGACAAUCUAUACAUUAGCCUGGGAAAAGUACAUUAAUGAACAUCCCGACCAUCCAGUCCAUUGCAUUAUGUACGAAGAUCUUCAACAGGAUCCAAUUAGUGAAAUAAAGCGUUUGGCGUUGUUUAUGGAUAAACCAUGUGACGAUAAACUUGCCAGUGUAAUUGCUGAAAAAUGUUCCUUUCAAAAUCUAAAGACAGCGGCAGCCAGCGUAAAAGAAGACACAAUGGGUGUGUCUUUAUACAGAAAAGGCAAGGUGGGAGACUGGAGGAAUUAUUUUACUGUUGCAUUGAACGAGAAGUUUGACAAAUAUCUACAGCAGCACAAAACAGAUUCAGUAUAUAAAUAUGAAAUUUGAUAUUGAUUUUUUGUUCAUUGUUUUAUCGUUGUAAUUGUGAUAGUAUUAAAAAUUAAUUUAGGU